UCAUUUCACAUUCACACAGACACAGACUAUAGUUCCCUUACUACUUACAUACAUUCCCACGAACUGCUUCUUCCAUUAUUCCAUUUCAUAAAAUCCAUAAAAUUCAAUUUGCAACUCUAAGUGAAAAACUCACUCAGAAAAAUGAAGACUAUUCCUUUGAUUCUAAUGGGUUGUGGAGGAGUUGGUUCUCACCUUCUCCAACACAUUGUCUCAUCCCGUUCUCUCCACUCUUCACAGGGACUUUGCUUGAGAGUUGUGGGAAUUGGUGAUAGUAAAUCUCUGGUGGUCGUUGAUGAUUUGUUGAAUAAGGGGUUCGAUGAUAGUUUUUUGUUAGAACUUUGUCGGCUCAAGCAUGGUGGCGAGUCUUUAUCAAAACUUGGUGAUCUUGGACAAUGUCAAGUAUUUGUGCAUCCGGAAUCGGAAGGAAAGAUUUUGGAGAUUGCAUCUCAACUUGGUAAAAAGACAGGUUUGGCCUUUGUCGAUUGCACUGCUAGCUCUGACACAAUAGUGGUACUAAAACAAGUGGUGGAUUUGGGUUGUUGUGUUGUUAUGGCAAACAAAAAGCCUCUUACAUCUACAAUGGGGGAUUUUGAAAAACUUCUGACAUAUCCACGUCGUAUCCGACAUGAGUCAACUGUAGGUGCUGGUCUUCCUGUGAUAUCAUCCCUGAAUCGCAUAAUCUCGUCUGGCGAUCCAGUUAAUCGCAUUAUUGGAAGUUUGAGUGGGACAUUGGGGUACGUGAUGAGUGAGGUUGAAGACGGAAAGCCAUUGAGCCAAGUUGUUAGAGCUGCUAAAAGUCUGGGGUACACUGAACCAGAUCCGCGUGACGACCUUGGUGGAAUGGAUGUUGCUAGAAAGGCUUUGAUUCUGGCUCGAAUACUUGGUCGUCGGAUUAACAUGGAUAGCAUUCAGAUUGAAAGCUUGUAUCCCAAAGAAAUGGGGCCUGAUGUAAUGACUGAUGAUGACUUUUUGAGUUGUGGACUCUUGUUGCUAGACAAAGAUAUUCAAGAGAGAGUUGAGAAGGCAGCUUCAAACGGAAAUGUUCUGCGAUAUGUCUGUGUCAUUGAGGGCCCAAGGUGUGAAGUUGGUAUUCAGGAGCUCCCGAAGAAUUCUGCUUUAGGAAGAUUAAGAGGAAGUGAUAAUGUGUUGGAAGUAUACACUCGGUGCUAUAGUAACCAACCGCUGGUUAUUCAAGGUGCUGGAGCUGGAAAUGACACGACUGCAGCUGGUGUCCUUGCUGAUAUCGUGGAUAUUCAGGAUUUAUUUCCUUGAGGGAAAAAAAUUUAUUCUGUGAAUUUAAAGAAAAUAAAAGCCCUGGAUACAUUUCAAGUCAAAAUCUCAAGUUGAUGGUCAAUGGAGCUUACCUGCAGGCUUCAUAUGGAUGGAUAUUACUAGAUUACCUGAGAAGCAAUCUUAUCCCCUCAAGCACAUUCUAAUGUCUGUUUAUGUUGGAAGUGCUUUUGAUGUGUAUUAUUAUUAUUAUUUUCAAUUUGGUUGGUAUAGAACUUCAGAAUAUAUAUCAAUGUAGGCGAGGAUAGAUAAAAUGUAUGGUUUAUGACUUGUAGGCAUUAUUUUUCAUUAUGAUCUGUAGGCAUGCAACUAGUCACUGGAACAAUGUAAACGAAAAGGGUUGCUACUGCAGAUUCCUAUGAGGCAUUUCAAGGA
Molecule: messenger RNA, 1665 nt
Organism: Medicago truncatula (barrel medic)
Lineage: Eukaryota; Viridiplantae; Streptophyta; Magnoliopsida; Fabales; Fabaceae
Product: bifunctional aspartokinase/homoserine dehydrogenase 1
Exons: 13
Coding region: 142-1272 (376 amino acids)
Biological process (GO): aspartate family amino acid biosynthetic process
Molecular function (GO): homoserine dehydrogenase activity
Source: RefSeq, a predicted model, not a curated record